Messenger RNA from Vavraia culicis subsp. floridensis, 472 nucleotides. RefSeq lists its product as uncharacterized. The record is from RefSeq and is a predicted model, not a curated record. The transcript has a single exon. The coding region runs from base 1 to 414 and encodes 137 amino acids. Lineage: Eukaryota; Fungi; Microsporidia; Pleistophoridae.
AUGUGUAUUAAAAUCGUUGAACACGCUUUGUUUCGUUUUACACUUGAUAGUUUUGUUUUGACUUCUGCGUGUUCCACAACAGAGAUAGUGUCACAUGAUGUGGUUUUCUGUGUUAAAAAACUAUUUAGGAGCCAUAUCCUUACCUCAUACCAAAAUUUGUUCCUUGCGCUGUUGUUAUUCUCGUUACAUAUUCUUGUUCUUUAUAUUUUCAUUCAUUUAUCACUAUUGGGUCGUCCACGUUCAUUCCAUAUACGUUCCUUGUUUUUUAUCUAUUUAUGUCAUUUGUUUUCUUCACCAUUCUUAUGUCAUUUGUUUCUUCAACUAUUUUCUUCACCAUUCUCUUCAUUAAUCGUUACUACGCAUCUCCCACACCACUCCCACCGCUCACAUCUACAAUGCACCAUAGAAACAUAAAAAAUAAAGAUUCAUGCGUUGCCGCUCUCAAUAUGCAACAUUUAUACAAAUCCAAAAC